AUGAAGAUCUUUAGGCAGAUAUUAUUCUCAACACUGUUAACAUUCACCACUGCUACGAAUUUUGGAAUGCUGGGACAAAAUCCACAAAACUCUGAUGAUAGCACAUCGGCAAGUGCUAGCACUAAGGAGAAAUCAUCGACCAGUAUCGAUCCAACUACGACCGAGCACACCUCCUCCGUUGAAAAGUCAAUCAGCCCAGAAACCACCCCAGAAACCACCCCAGAUUCAACUACGAUGGAAAAGACUAUUACUUAUGCAGACGAUCCACUCACAACGAUAGUAACCACCGAUGAAAUGGGCAGAACAACGACGAAGCCAGUAUGGUGGCUCCCCAGCACGACUGCAAUCUCAUCAGAAAGUGCUUCUGCGUCCGAAUCUGAAUCUGGAUCCAGCAAGAUUGUAACUACAGUUCCGAAAACUAUUGAAUCAACUGUCAGUGGCAAACUCACCACAAUUACAACACAACAAGUUUUAACCACAUUGGCCAGUCAUCAAUCUGUCAGUACUUCUUCAAAUUCGACAGUUUCCAUUCAUUCCAACGCUGGUAAGAAUCUAGUUGUCAACUGCGGGCUGGCAGGUUCGUUAGCGAUGGCAAUCGUUCAUCUUCUAUAG
Messenger RNA from Torulaspora delbrueckii, 612 nucleotides. It is a transcript of the gene NCW2, whose product is annotated as Ncw2p. The transcript has a single exon. NCBI's taxonomy places the organism in Eukaryota, Fungi, Ascomycota, Saccharomycetes, Saccharomycetales, Saccharomycetaceae. Bases 1 to 612 code for a protein of 203 amino acids. The record is from RefSeq and is a predicted model, not a curated record.